AUGUUUUCUCUUGCAGUUGCACUACCUCAACAUGGACCGUAUCUAAGUCCAAGUUACCAAAGAUCUUCAAGGGUCAAAAGCGAGACUCAAUCUUAUCCGCAUAAUUCUGUUACACAAAGACUUCCAAAGGCUAAUCCUUGGGGUCGUUAUGGGGUUUCUCCUUGGACAUCACAUGGAACUUACAUGGAUAAAAACUAUCUCAAAAGUAUCUCAAAGAAGGGUGAUUUCCAUACCCAUAAAUCUCUAGCCAAUAAUAAAAACGCGGCAUCUCGGUUGUAUUGGAAACCACAACUAAGACACAGCAUGUUUUCUUUGUCAAAUGAAAGAACAAAGAAAACGAGUAUUCCUCAUACGGGAAGAUCGUUCAGACUUAGACCCACCAUUAAAAAGGCAACGCUUUCUCCAGAAUCACGUUGGACAAGAAACCAAGUAGACAGUAAAAAGAAGAAAAAACAGUUCAUAGUAGCAAACUGGGGUGGCUUAGGACUUGGAAAUGGUUAUGCACUUGGGUUAACAGGGACGCCAACGGCCACGUAUAGCGCGGGACUCGGAACGGGUUACGGGACGGGUCUGACUACAGGUCUUGCCUCUAAUUACGGCGCUGGGAUUGGAACUAUGCUUACAACCGGGACAAAUGCCUUGGGUUCAGAGGGAGUCUUAGAUACCCGGCAGAAUUUUGGCACAAACUACGGUACGAGCAACAGCCAAAGUUCUCUGGGAUUAAGCGACCUUUCUGCAGCAGGACUUAGCUCCUUGACAUCCCAAACGGGAGUAAAUUAUUUAUCGAAUUUAGCUGGAGGAGGAGAAACAUCCGAUUUAAAUUCUUUAAACUCCAUAAACCAAUACCAAAACAGUGAUUUGGAUAUCUUGGACAAUAAUAGGAAUUCAAAUACUGGAUUAGCCGGGCUUAACUCUUUCGAUGGAACUGCACAGAGUCAACAAUAUGCUGGGAACAAUAAUCUGCAAAACUCUUUGGAAGGGAAACUUACUGUGGGUGGUGGAGGAAGACAGGGAAUUGGAGGAUGUAAGUUCACAUAAUUUUUUCAUUAACUCCUUAGUCGUUUUGUGCAGUAAUUUAUGAAUCGGAACAGUAGAACAGAUAAAUUGCAAGAAAGGUAAAUCCGAGGCCAAAGUAGGCCCUACCUUUUGCACCAAUACAUUCUGCUGACUAGACCAAAGUGGUUUUCAAUGUGUCGUCCUUACUAAAAAUUAUGAUUAUUAUGAUAAUGAUAGAUUUUUACCACCCUAAUAGACCUUUUUAGCUUUUAGCAAGAGAGGAUAAAGGGGACAGAGAAGGCAUCCCCCAUACACACCCUAUUCUAUAGGUAAUUCGUCCCGAGAUAUUUUUAGAAUCGGAAUAAAGUUACCUCGCGCGCUGCGUGGAUGUUUCGUGGAGGUUUCACAUGACUAAACGCCGUGCAAAACAUGUCGGGCCAAAGGUAAUGAAAGCGUAAAGAGAUCGAGAGCAUUUCUGAAUAUUGAAGCGAAAUGAGUCGGCGCUCACCUGGGAAAAGGAAAUCGCUGGACUCCUUGACAACCCACGAAAUCAGUUUAACUGGAAGUUGUCGUAACCUCAGUGCCUUAAUAAAAUGAGAAAUUUCGCCGGUCUUUUGAAAAUGGUCGUUUGUACAAUAAAGCAAGUAGGACGCCAAGUAUUAUUUUUGCUGCAUAAUAAAAGACUAAUAAAAGAAUGAAUAUCAAACCAGAAAUUACUCUCUUCAGACUGUAAAUUAUAAAUGAUCGUCAGGGAAUAUUCAGUGUGUUAAGGAUUUCCCUGCUGUACUGUUAGCUCUAUACAAGAGAGGAAGGCUGAUUCUUUUAUAUUUUCGUUUCGCUGACACAGCGUUAGCAGAAAUCUCUCUGUAGUCGUUCUCGUCAACAAGAGGAAUAGCAAUAUCGCUCUCCGCAUCUUCCGCUAUUUUGUUCUGCGUCAAUUCGUGAAGGGCGCGUGGGUCUGAGCGUGGGUCAUCCACGCGGAACACAUUCGCGCUAUGUGACGGCUGUUGUCAAAUCCCCCUUGAGAUUUGCUGUUGUUGGUGUUGUGGUGUUAAAAAUAACUCGAGACGAAUUACCUAUGUAAUAGGGUGCCGGUAUGGGGGAUGCCUUCUCUGUCACCUUUAUCCUCUUUUGGCUUUUAGGUCAUUAUUUUCCUAGUUAAGACCACGUGANAUUAUGAUAAUGAUAGAUUUUUACCACCCUAAUAGACCUUUUUAGCUUUUAGCAAGAGAGGAUAAAGGGGACAGAGAAGGCAUCCCCCAUACACACCCUAUUCUAUAGGUAAUUCGUCCCGAGAUAUUUUUAGAAUCGGAAUAAAGUUACCUCGCGCGCUGCGUGGAUGUUUCGUGGAGGUUUCACAUGACUAAACGCCGUGCAAAACAUGUCGGGCCAAAGGUAAUGAAAGCGUAAAGAGAUCGAGAGCAUUUCUGAAUAUUGAAGCGAAAUGAGUCGGCGCUCACCUGGGAAAAGGAAAUCGCUGGACUCCUUGACAACCCACGAAAUCAGUUUAACUGGAAGUUGUCGUAACCUCAGUGCCUUAAUAAAAUGAGAAAUUUCGCCGGUCUUUUGAAAAUGGUCGUUUGUACAAUAAAGCAAGUAGGACGCCAAGUAUUAUUUUUGCUGCAUAAUAAAAGACUAAUAAAAGAAUGAAUAUCAAACCAGAAAUUACUCUCUUCAGACUGUAAAUUAUAAAUGAUCGUCAGGGAAUAUUCAGUGUGUUAAGGAUUUCCCUGCUGUACUGUUAGCUCUAUACAAGAGAGGAAGGCUGAUUCUUUUAUAUUUUCGUUUCGCUGACACAGCGUUAGCAGAAAUCUCUCUGUAGUCGUUCUCGUCAACAAGAGGAAUAGCAAUAUCGCUCUCCGCAUCUUCCGCUAUUUUGUUCUGCGUCAAUUCGUGAAGGGCGCGUGGGUCUGAGCGUGGGUCAUCCACGCGGAACACAUUCGCGCUAUGUGACGGCUGUUGUCAAAUCCCCCUUGAGAUUUGCUGUUGUUGGUGUUGUGGUGUUAAAAAUAACUCGAGACGAAUUACCUAUGUAAUAGGGUGCCGGUAUGGGGGAUGCCUUCUCUGUCACCUUUAUCCUCUUUUGGCUUUUAGGUCAUUAUUUUCCUAGUUAAGACCACGUGAUGUUCUUAAGAGAAGUUGCCCUUUUCAUUCGUUACGCACACAUAAUUAUGCUGGUGUGGAGCGCGUCAUUUAAAAGAAUCAAUUCUCUUGGGUAACGUCACAUGGUUUGCAAUGAACAGACAAGCUUAAAAGGUCCAUUAAAGGGUAUCGUCCCUUGAAAAACGCUAUGACUAAUUAGUUUGCACUCAAGGAUUUGGAACUUGACAACGUAUCUCAAUCUAGGAGCAACUCUGAGCAUUACAAAUUUCAUCGCUUUCAUAAAAGUUUCAGUAACUUUCUAUCUUAAGUAUAAUUUCAGGAAGGUGGCAUCAUUUUCAAUACUGAAACUUGUUAUUACAUUCAAACAGCAAUGGAUCUUGGCAUGGAUGGAUUAAAUGACCUUGGUGGAGGCAACAGCUUGUCUGAUAGCUCCCUGCAGCAGCUCAUAGGGCAAAUAAUGAACACUGGUGGAGGAGGAGGGGUAGGGGCUGGUGGAGGGAGAAUGGGAGGUGGAGGGGCACGUGUAAACGACAAUAGCGACAACAUGGAAGGGGACAUGGGAAAUCUUGACCUUGGAUCACUCGGGAUUAAUCUUGGGGGAAUGGGAAAUAAGCAGGGAAAUGGAAUGGGAAACGCAAUGGAUAAUGAGAUGCAAGACCUCGGAGGGAUGGAAAAUAGCAUGGGAAACGAGAUAGGUGGUAUGGGAAACGCAAUGGCAGGAAUGAGUAAUGGAAUGACAGGAAUGAGCAAUGGUAUGGGAGGAAUGGGUAAUGGAAUGGGAGGAAUGAGUAAUGGAAUCGGAGGAGUGGGUAAUGGAAUGGGAAUAGGAGGUGCCGGAAUAGCCAUGGGGAUGGGAGGUAUGGGACAUGGCAUGCACAUGGGGGGUAUGCAUAUUGGUGGGCAUGCUGCAGGGACUAUGGGAGGCCAGGAUAUGACUAACACAGAGGUGAGUGAAAUAAAGCAAACACUCAGCGAGACUAGAAACGUCUAUUUUGCGAUAAAAGAGCCCUGCUAAGUUUAAAACUGUGAUGGAAUCGUCAGUUGGUCAAAUAUGCUGAUGCACAGAGCAAGGGGAAGGGGGGGGGGAAGGUGGCUGUCUCUACAGAAAUUUAUAUUUACAAAAAAAUGUAUCAGCAACAAGUGACAGAAGAUAUUUCUGAUGUCGUUAUAUAUAGUCUGUAACGAAAGUACAAUAUUAUAGUUUUAUAAAGGCGUAUUUUUAGGUGACUCUAAAAAAUCGCUGCUUUAAGACAUGGCCUGAACAAUCCUUCCUUUUCCUAAAAUAGCCGAUGGGUUACAAGGAAAAACACCCGCAAAUAAUUCAUCUUUACUUUGUGUCUGUCAUGUGUUUAAAUACCUAAUAAUCUAACGUGUUACUAUCCCAAUAAAGGCUAGUGACAACUAUGAAUGAGGCAUCCAGUUUUUUGGUUUUCUAUCCUGUGUAUUUGGAUAUAUGUCACGUGAAUAUUGCUGUCUUGGGUCAAUUCUGUGCCUAGGCAGUACUUAGUGCCUUUACCCAUUCCUAAAAUACUCCUGGAGAAGAUAUGAAACAAAAUUUCAUCAGGAAGCACUAACCUCAAUCAUUUUUUGUUGUUUUUUUGCAAGGAUAGCAUUAAAACGUUAAUACGUUCGCCAAUUUAACCCUUGUCCAUCCUUACCAUACUUAGCAACAGCAGACAGGAAACAGUUUCAAUGCCUAAAUUUAGUCUUAGAUAAAAAAAAGGGACCGUAAUUUUUGGAAGUCACUUCAGGAAUGCCAAGACAUUUUUUAAAAGAUAGCAAAUAGCCUAACAUGACCCCUUUAAGAUACCAAUCGAGUGACACAAAAAAGUUUGAAGUUCACAUUUAGAUACGUUUUUCACAGUUCCUAAGCAGUGAUUUGUGUGUUUUAUUGUUUAUUAAUCAGGCAGACGAUGCACAGCCGUCUGACUCCCCUGACGAGCAGCCUAUGACAGGUUUCGGCAUGCAACGUCCACUGGCCAUUGCGCCUAUCGUACCUGGACAAACUGUGCAUGCGCACGCUAGUGACAAGCCAAAACGACCAUCUUAUCCGACAUCCGACGUCUCACCAGCAGAUAUGGCAUUGAAGGUUCAACUUAAAGCACAUAGAGAACAUCAGAUAAAACUUAAGGUGAGAUAUAAUGGAACGGCAUUUAAUUUUUUUACGGGUAGCCAACGCGACCGUUGUAGAGUCUGUCGAGUGCCGGCUAUUUCCUGGGCCGAGUUGUUCAAAGCUGGGUUAAGAUUCAGGGAGGAAAAACGUAAUGAGCAUGCGUGAACUUUUUUGCCCAGAUCCCCUGGCCGGAUCUGAAAAAAUGGCGGGAUUUCAAAUAUUUUUUUGCCUAAAAGCAAAAUGUUUUCACUCAUAACCCGGAAAGAACAAGCAAUUUGUCUUCAAACGUUGCAACCUGUGGUUAUAACCUUCUCAUUACUUAAUUUUCUCGAAGAAUACCUCAUAGUAAAACGGACUUUAACGACAUUAAUUUCCUUGCGUUGUAUUUGAAAUGUGCAUGCGUAGGUCCGAUUUUUUUCAAGACGCAUUCACAAAAUGUGUUCAUAUAAGGAUGUUCCUGGAUAUAUAAGGUCCGGAGCUCCACUGUGGACACAGAAACAACAAAAAAAUUAACACUUGCCCACAAUGUGUUUGAAGUCACCUAACUUUGUCGUCGCACUCGAGCUGAUAUUUUAAAACCCACGCUCGACCGGACACUCGUAGCUUCGCAGAUCACUAAAAUAUAAACAAAAUCCUCAAUAUAGAUUAGUUAUUGCGUUGAUAUGUGGGCAGAAAUAGGUCAAUCUUUGUCUUGUAAAAUCUUCCCAAGAAUCGGUUUCAAAGCAACUAUAGUUUUUUAAACUUGAUUGUUUCACGCAGAUAAAUUUUGCUUUGUCGUGUUGUCAAGUUAAACAUGCAUCACACCUGUCAAAAACCUAGCUACGCGUAGGUAAGAUUUCCUUCAAACAAAGUUAAAGUUACAUUGUUGCAAAAACUUUAAGCUCGCAAAGAGAUGAGACAAGCAAAGAACAAUUCCAUCAUGCACAAAAUUCAGCUUAAGUGAACUUUAAAAAAAGCUUCAAUCAUGUUCGAUAAGGUUGCAAAACAACAAAUUAUCUUUAAAAAAACAGAAGGCUAGAGGCUCUUGGCUGACAAUGGCAAUGAAGAAAUGAAUUUUCUGUACGAAAACACCUACCUAAAGAUCUUAAAAGCAAAAUAUCAGUUGCAAGCUUCGCAGCCAAGCUGUGAUUCACCAUUUAGCCAUUUUUAAUAACUGGUCCAUGCGAGGGUCUUCAUUCAAGCAAAUUAAACACACCAAAUCAUUCGAAAGUACAGAAAACUGCACAUAAGGCUUUGUUUUGCAAACAACUGUUUUGAAGUCAUUGCAGGCAGUUGUCGUUCUCUACUUCACAGCGGGUGAAAAGGAAAAUUUGCGUACAGAAAGAAAACAAAACUAUUAAAUAAAAAAUGAAAAAAAAAAUGAAACCUCUGACUAUUAUUACUUGAGCAACAGAAAAAGGAUCGAAUGAAGGUAAAUCAAACUACUAAUAACAGAAUACAAGCGGGUUUUAAUUCAGCCCGGCGAUGGAAGGCGAAGCACUGGACACAAAAUCAACUCACAACUCAAAUGCACAAUUAUCAGAAAAAUACUCUCCUCUUUGAAAAUGUUCAAAAUGUUUAUUCCACCUCAGACUGACGGAAUGAUCCGUUCUUCCUUUAACAUUGGUUGUUCUGAAUACAAAGUAAUUUUCAAGUGACGAAAAACAACAAGAACAACAAAAAAAAGAAUAAAAAGGCUUUACAGACCUCUACAAGGAGCAAACGUUCGCACCUCGUGCAUUUGAUAAACAAAGGACAGUCGACACGGCCAGUCAACACACAGAAAAGCCCGCCGUGAGCCUGCGAUAAGGGAUGCGCAGAAUCUUGCGCAGAACGUUUUUCCUCCCUGAAGGGUUAAGAUAAAACAGGGUUAGUGCGAGGUUUAAAUUCAGAUUUGAAAGCUUAAAAAGCAUUUUAGCUUUCAUUCUUUUUGUUUACAAGUUAAUGAUUGGAAGUUCUAAAAAUAACAGAGAAAAUUAUCCGAGAAAAUGCUUUUGAACAUAAAAAAAAGAAACCAGGUUAAUUUAACUCUGGGUUAAUCACUAAUCGGCCUUUGAACAACUGGGCUGGAUUACAAUGUUAAGGUUUUAACUUUUAAAUUUAAGAGUUUUAAAUUUGUUGAAAGAGGGUUACCUAUUUGUAUAGUUCUAUUUAAACAGGACUUUCAUUUUGAAAGCCUUUUAAUUUUAAAGUGUGACUUCACUCGAACUGCUAAAUCAUUUGUGUUAAGCCUGAGAGUUCCCUGCUAGCAGAAAGGUCUCUCAUCACGGCACGAGAAAAUGACAGACAGAGAGAGAUCUCUGCAGGCCCCACAAUGUGUUAUCUAUCACGCGUGUACAUACAUGUACUGGCGUUUCUUUAACAACCAGCAACAUUUUAGUCACAUGCGAGACAACUUACAGAACCGGCUUGCGCGAUAACAACUGUGGGAUCAGAAAUUUUCAGAUUUCAAAUAUUUUUUUGCCUAAAAGCAAAAUGUUUUCACUCAUAACCCGGAAAGAACAAGCAAUUUGUCUUCAAACGUUGCAACCUGUGGUUAUAACCUUCUCAUUACUUAAUUUUCUCGAAGAAUACCUCAUAGUAAAACGGACUUUAACGACAUUAAUUUCCUUGCGUUGUAUUUGAAAUGUGCAUGCGUAGGUCCGAUUUUUUUCAAGACGCAUUCACAAAAUGUGUUCAUAUAAGGAUGUUCCUGGAUAUAUAAGGUCCGGAGCUCCACUGUGGACACAGAAACAACAAAAAAAUUAACACUUGCCCACAAUGUGUUUGAAGUCACCUAACUUUGUCGUCGCACUCGAGCUGAUAUUUUAAAACCCACGCUCGACCGGACACUCGUAGCUUCGCAGAUCACUAAAAUAUAAACAAAAUCCUCAAUAUAGAUUAGUUAUUGCGUUGAUAUGUGGGCAGAAAUAGGUCAAUCUUUGUCUUGUAAAAUCUUCCCAAGAAUCGGUUUCAAAGCAACUAUAGUUUUUUAAACUUGAUUGUUUCACGCAGAUAAAUUUUGCUUUGUCGUGUUGUCAAGUUAAACAUGCAUCACACCUGUCAAAAACCUAGCUACGCGUAGGUAAGAUUUCCUUCAAACAAAGUUAAAGUUACAUUGUUGCAAAAACUUUAAGCUCGCAAAGAGAUGAGACAAGCAAAGAACAAUUCCAUCAUGCACAAAAUUCAGCUUAAGUGAACUUUAAAAAAAGCUUCAAUCAUGUUCGAUAAGGUUGCAAAACAACAAAUUAUCUUUAAAAAAACAGAAGGCUAGAGGCUCUUGGCUGACAAUGGCAAUGAAGAAAUGAAUUUUCUGUACGAAAACACCUACCUAAAGAUCUUAAAAGCAAAAUAUCAGUUGCAAGCUUCGCAGCCAAGCUGUGAUUCACCAUUUAGCCAUUUUUAAUAACUGGUCCAUGCGAGGGUCUUCAUUCAAGCAAAUUAAACACACCAAAUCAUUCGAAAGUACAGAAAACUGCACAUAAGGCUUUGUUUUGCAAACAACUGUUUUGAAGUCAUUGCAGGCAGUUGUCGUUCUCUACUUCACAGCGGGUGAAAAGGAAAAUUUGCGUACAGAAAGAAAACAAAACUAUUAAAUAAAAAAUGAAAAAAAAAAUGAAACCUCUGACUAUUAUUACUUGAGCAACAGAAAAAGGAUCGAAUGAAGGUAAAUCAAACUACUAAUAACAGAAUACAAGCGGGUUUUAAUUCAGCCCGGCGAUGGAAGGCGAAGCACUGGACACAAAAUCAACUCACAACUCAAAUGCACAAUUAUCAGAAAAAUACUCUCCUCUUUGAAAAUGUUCAAAAUGUUUAUUCCACCUCAGACUGACGGAAUGAUCCGUUCUUCCUUUAACAUUGGUUGUUCUGAAUACAAAGUAAUUUUCAAGUGACGAAAAACAACAAGAACAACAAAAAAAAGAAUAAAAAGGCUUUACAGACCUCUACAAGGAGCAAACGUUCGCACCUCGUGCAUUUGAUAAACAAAGGACAGUCGACACGGCCAGUCAACACACAGAAAAGCCCGCCGUGAGCCUGCGAUAAGGGAUGCGCAGAAUCUUGCGCAGAACGUUUUUCCUCCCUGAAGGGUUAAGAUAAAACAGGGUUAGUGCGAGGUUUAAAUUCAGAUUUGAAAGCUUAAAAAGCAUUUUAGCUUUCAUUCUUUUUGUUUACAAGUUAAUGAUUGGAAGUUCUAAAAAUAACAGAGAAAAUUAUCCGAGAAAAUGCUUUUGAACAUAAAAAAAAGAAACCAGGUUAAUUUAACUCUGGGUUAAUCACUAAUCGGCCUUUGAACAACUGGGCUGGAUUACAAUGUUAAGGUUUUAACUUUUAAAUUUAAGAGUUUUAAAUUUGUUGAAAGAGGGUUACCUAUUUGUAUAGUUCUAUUUAAACAGGACUUUCAUUUUGAAAGCCUUUUAAUUUUAAAGUGUGACUUCACUCGAACUGCUAAAUCAUUUGUGUUAAGCCUGAGAGUUCCCUGCUAGCAGAAAGGUCUCUCAUCACGGCACGAGAAAAUGACAGACAGAGAGAGAUCUCUGCAGGCCCCACAAUGUGUUAUCUAUCACGCGUGUACAUACAUGUACUGGCGUUUCUUUAACAACCAGCAACAUUUUAGUCACAUGCGAGACAACUUACAGAACCGGCUUGCGCGAUAACAACUGUGGGAUCAGAAAUUUUCAGGUUUAGUCUCAACAGGGCACCAGCAACUGUCUACCACAAAUGUGGUCGGUGACUACAUGAAAGAAACACGUCGAAAGCCGGCCGAGGUCUCUCACUUUCCUCUCCUUCUUCUCUGGCCGUGAGAGACCUCUGCUAGCGAGGAAGCCUGAGAGCAAGUUCUCUUUUGUUUUGGAGAGGGGAAUUGGGUCAGAAAAUUUGCAUACAAUGCUGGCAUUUAACCUGAGAAAAAAACAUCCUAUUUCUCCAAAGGAAUUGAAAAUGAAACUUAGAAGGCUUCGAGAAAAAUUGCGGAGAUUAAAAACUGAAUACAAAUAUAGUGAUGAUGAGGAAGAAACGGAAAAAUCAGAAAUGGAGACACUAAAAGACCUGAAGAAAGCCACUGAGCAGGCGAUCAGGGAACUUCAAGUGGAGGCCGCUAAAGCUGACAAAAGAAAAGGUUGGUUCAUUUGAAAAAAACAAAAAAAAACAAAACGAAACAAAAAGACAAAUGAUUUGUUAUCACGCGUUCUUAAUGUUUUGAUUUUUUAAAGACCUCAUCUUUAGACUGAAUUGGUGGCCGAAGUUUUAACUGGUUUUUAGACAAGGAGAGAACAUUUGUGUGAUAAGAUAAACGAUUGGCUUGAUUUUUAGCUUGCUACUGUUUUAUCAUUACAAUAGGGUUACAUAAUUGGUUUACAUUGUAUUCCUUUUUUUGUAAGUCGUGAGAAAAUAUCGGAGACUGCGCGAUAAAAUACCUUUCCUUAGUUAUACGGUUAGAGAUUAUAAUGCAGCAUGCAGAAGCCACCAACAACAAUAAUGAUAAUGACAAUAAAGAUAAUAAUAAUAAUAAAUAACCCAAAUCUUUUAUUGAUAACAAAGCUAACUAUAAAAAAAAUCCUAUUUACAAUUAAUUUCACUAUUCCGUCAAAGCACUAUUUACAUUAUUUCUUUCCUUAAUAAUAAUAAUAAUAAUAAUAAUAAUAAUAAUAAUAAUAAUAAUAACAACAACAAUAAAACUUCAAGUGUCAUUAUCACGAAGGAAAAUCGUUUCCACUAUUAUUUAUUGACACUACCUUAUCACUCACAAAAUAAUAUUGUCCAAUUAAUUAAAGAAGAUAAAAAGAGAUGGUACAAAGAUAAACACUACCUAAUUCUAAUUUAUUUUUAAAAGACCAAUAAAAUGUUAAAGUUUAAAAUAAAUUUUUAUUUUAUCCCUUUUAACGACAGGUGUCAAGAAACUGAUAUUCAUUCAUAAUGUUCCUGAAUCAGGAAAGACAAGUGGCCUGGAGGACCUGGGUACGGACUUGCUGGCCCUUAUUGAGUCAAACAAACCAACCUCCGGACCCGCCUCUAAUGGCCCUACUCGUUCCAGGCCUCUUGCUCUUAAACCGGCUGCUCCAACAACUCAGAAAGCUCAAAAGAAGGAGCCCAUCCAGGACGAUACAAAUUCACUCACAGAACUUGAAAAACAGGCUGAACAGGAAGUGAAUUUUAUGACAAACAUUAAAGACAAAGGUAUUGUGUAACACUCUAAGCUCCCUGUGAAAGGUUUUAAGCUCAUUUCACAAACUCUACUUCUUACGAGGGAGAGAAUGCCAUUUAAGUUCGAAAGGAAAUAUAUUUUUUUAAAACAUUCACUGAAGUUGAAAAGAGGUUAGUUUACUUCUUCCCCGCUUGUUAUUUUUGCUCUCGCAUGGUUACCUAAUAGACCUUGUCACGGUUUUCGACGCCAUCUUGACGAGUAGGCAAACGCGUGAGAAAUUACUGACAGUAUUUGUAUGAGAAUCUAAUGUAGAAUAAUUUCCGUAGAACGGCUGUUCUGAAAAAAAUAUGAAUUGUAAACUAAAGCUUAAUUCCUAAGGAUUCUACUGAAAAUAUUGAGGGCGUUACAUGCGCUAGAAGACCCAGAACCACUUUUUAAAAUUUUCUAUACAUUUAUCUGUAAGAAAGUCCCGGGAAAAAUUACAGACAAAUAUAUGCAAAAUCUAAAGCAAGCCUCUGAAGAAAUUUAAGCACAGGUACGCCCCCCAAAUUUUUAGCACAAUCCUUUGUUUUGUAGCUUUAGUUUACAAGUCAAACUUUUUUUCAGAACAGCCAUUUUACUGAAGUUGUUCUACAUUAGAUUCUCACUGACAAACACUGUAAUUUCUCACGCGUUUGCCUACUUAAUUGUCAAGAUGGCGUCGAAAACCGUGACAAGGUCUAUUAGGCCAUGACCUCAACCAGUUCAGUUUCUCUUUCUCGUGAAUUUUUUGUAGACGUUUAGAAACACAAGCGUCGAUAUGAGGGAUGAAAAGUCUCUUCUGGUGUUCUGAUCGGCUGGGUUUACCAUAUGCUCUAUUUUACAGCUGUUUUUGUAAUACUGAUUAUCAUCUGUACUCUAAUCAUAGUCAUAACCAUACCCAUCACGAUGCUACUUGUUCCAGAGAAUCACCGCUAUACACAAUUUUGAAGGGCAUGUACAUGUAUGCCCGUACUAACACCUGAUUUUUCCAUUUCUAUCGCCAUUGCAUUUUUCUCUACUAAUGGCACUGCCGUAACCGAAACCAUUAUCAUAAUCGCACCAUGACAACUUAAGCCAAUACCUUUCCCAUGAUAUGCACAUUGCCAUUUCUUUGUAUGUAUUAUCAGCGAACUGUUUCUAUUGUGAUUGCCAUUAUCUUUACAAUCACCAGUGACACUAAUUCAAACGUAUUGGCGUUAGCAUUAACAUUAGUUGGAAUAAUGCAUAUGCAAUGCCAAUACCAUGGCUAAUAUACACUUAAUGUCCGAUCCCGAGGGAAACAGUUAGUUUUGUCUUCCCGAGAGUCCUGAUGUUUCCCGAGACGAUGUCGAGGGAAACACCAGGACUCGAGGGAAAACAAAACUAACUGGUUUCCCAAGGGAUCUGACAUUAAGUGUUUUGUUAUAUUUCUAGACUUGACUUCAACAGCAACAAACGAAUAACCGAAGCGAACCAAAACAGUCGACUCGGUGCUUAUAACAACACAAAUUUAAUUCUUAAAACCACUGAAUGAAUCAUUUACAAAGUACUUUCCUUAUAUUAUCUGUAUCUUUUUCCUCCACUAGCUGCUGUUUCUCUUCUGGGAUGACUUUAAAAAUUGUUGCUUUUUAGCUUGAGGCUUCGUGUUUGUGUUCAAGUUGUUGUGUGCAUUCACGAAAAAGAAACCUGGCAAUGUUUUUUCCCGCCUUCAGUCACACCACGUUCCACCAUGCUUUGAUCACGUGCUGUAAUGUAGCCCGAGCGGGGUACAUUAUACACUUAAUGUCAGAUCCCGAGGGAAACAGUUAGUUUUGUUUCGUCCCGGGAAACAUCAGGACUCGAGGGAAAACAAAACUAACUGGUUUCCCGAGGGACCUGACAUUAAGUGUUUUGUUAUAUUUGUAGACUUUCACUUCAACGUACUUCAACAGCAGCAAAAGAUACGCAUAAGGGGAGCGAAUCAAAACAGUACGACUCGGUGCUUAUAAGAACACAAAUUUAAUUCUCAAAACCACUGAAUGAAUGAAUGAUUUAAAAAGUACUUUCCUUAUAUUAUCUGCAUCUUUUUCCUCCACUAGCUGCUGCUUCUCUUCUGGGAUAACUUUGAAAAUCAUUGCUUUUUAGCUUGAGGCUUCAUGUUUGUGUUCGGUUGUGAAUAUUGUUGUGUUCAUUCACGAAAAAGAAAACUGGUAGUGUUUUUCCCGCCUUCUGUCACGCCACUUUUCACCAUGCUUUGAUCACGUGCUGUAAUGUAUCCCGAGCGGGGUACAUUGCUUGAUGUAUCACGAUCGGGUUACAUUUGAUUUUAGUCAAGGCCACGUGACCAAGAAUCAGCCAAUGGCUGUCCCUGUUUAGUUGAGUGAAAGUCUAUAAAUAUAACAAUCCUUAAUGUAUCACGAUCGGGAUACAUUUGAUUUUAGUCAACGCCACGUGACCAAGAAUCAAAAUGAUGGCAGUCCCUAUUUAGUUGACUGAAAGUCUAGGAAUAUAACAAUACCAUUUACUUAGCAUUCGCAUUCCCAUCGACAUUACCGCUGGUAUUAUUAUUGUCAUCGUCAGUAACAGCAAUUCAUAAGCAUUCUAACCACUAAUGUGGUUCCCGUUACUCUCACCAUUCCUAUUAGCAUUACUAUUAAUUUUAGUAUAAACAUUACCAAUACCAUCCCCAUUUUCAUCAACUUCGCUUUUUUUCUUGCUGGAAGUCUCACCAAAUACACUGAAACCAGGAUAAGAUAUAGAAAUUCCAGGUAAAUACAUAAAGCCCUUGGUCAUUAUAAUAUUAGCUGUACAGACCUUAGUACUAUUGUUAUGACCAAGGAGUCCGCAAAGGUGCUAUUUUUUUAAAUUUCAAUUCCACAGCUAAACAGAAUAGGCUGAAUCCAGGACUAAAAAUUAAGAUUCCAGGUAAGUAGUAUAGCAUUAGUGUAUCCUUGAUCUUGCCUGUAUCUUCUGUCGCGGAAUCAUUAUCAAUUAAUGAAGUUUGACGUUCCCACGUGAGAAGGAUUUGGAAAACACGUGAAAAAAAUAAAGAAAUAAAUCCUCAGGACAGGGGAAAUGAGCUGUAAGCUCCCGGGACGACGGCCUAAUAAUCACUAGAUAACGAUCCCGCGAAGUAAUCAAAAGCUUAUGCUUCACGAGGAGGUGACCAGUUCUUGUUCAAUGCAGUUUAUAGGUUGUGUCACAGGGAGUGCGACAAACAAGAGAAAAUAACCUUGUAGUGGAUUCAAGUUUACAGACCUACUUUGGGUCCCGAUGUUCUGAUUAUCUCUAAACGCAACCUUUACAAAAUUUCGUUCUUUCUCAAUCAACUGUCACUUAAUUUGCAGAACCGGUAGAAGUAUCUCCAAAUCAAAGUACAAGUAAGUAAAACGUUUUUAGGCAUAAUGUUAAAUCAGUUAAGCAACCUGGUAUACUUAUUUUCAAAGAAAGGUUAAAAUUAAGAAAAAGCUACAGUUGUAUAAAGGUAGGGUUCUCGCCACAAAACAAAUCAAGUUAGUUUAUCAACUUAACUGAAUUUCAAUAAAUUUUUUAACAAAAUAAAACAUCAUGAAUCUUUUGAUGCAAAAAAUUACGCUGACAAAAAUGCUUGCUGUUCCGAAAACUGAGUUUCCCCGCCGAAAUUUUGCUAAAUGAGCAACAAAACUGAAACGGACAAGACUGUCACGGUUUAUUCAUUAAAAGAAAUAAUUCACAGCCCCCACUUUAUUGACUCUACUUAGCCUUUUCUCUUCCCCUCGUCGAACAUAUUCGCCGGAAGAAAUACGUUGCCAUGGUACAUGUUGCGUUUUCUUUAGAUUAAAAAUAACAAGAAUAGUUAGUUCAGGAUCUUUGUAAUAGUAAAUCGUGUUGGCAGGGAGAAGGAAAAGUGUGCUAUACAGCAACACGAUAUAUACUACUUUCCAUACGGGUGGAAAAGAAUUCAUCAAGACUGACUGACUGCUAAUCUUAUUACUGAAGGUUCCAAAGCAGACAUCCGCAUGCAUGUGUUUGGGGCACAAAUUGCCCCACGAAGGAAUGGAUAUCGCAUGAGUCCAAGUAGGCAUCAGAAAAUUAUCUAAUCAAGAAAACCUAAUGAUAAAAAGGGAUUUGAGAAAGCUUAUAAGAUCGACGCUCUUUUUUGCCGAAUAGUUUUUUUUUUAUAUUUAAGCUGGACCAAGCAAGAGCUAAUUAAAAUAACGUGACAUUUUCAUAUCUUUCGACUUAAACGUUCGUCGUGAGGAGAAUUGACAACAAAAAGGAAAAGGAAUAAUAUCCCAUGAAAAAGUUAUAAUUGUUGUGUGCUCAUUUUCUAAAAAUGUAGCUGGAAUUAUUCCGUGCUGGAAAGAGACAACUUUCCCUUUUGUUAAGUAUAACAGAGUCAGUAAGGACCAAAAUUACAGCCACUUGCUGUUGCCGUCUGCCAUCAGUCUGGAUUUCUGUCAUCGGAAAGUGCGAACACACUCACAAAACCAUUUUAUUAUAACAUUAUAUCGAAACACGCAAUCCCUAACACGUGCAACAACGGUAUAUAAACAAACCAAUUUUCACUGAAGUACUUUUGAGAACGUGAAAACCAACUUCUUCACGUUCAGAAAACAGCAACGACAAACGGCAAAAGUGAAAAAUGGCGGGAAAAUAUAUCGCUUGGUUUUCUGUGCCUGUUGAUCAGUUGUUAACGUAGUUAGCUCAAUCUAAUCAGCCCGCGUCCACUACCUCUAAAUCUCCACAUGUUAAAGAUGUGUUUUAAUUUCCUUGCAGCUCCACACUUGAGUGUACCUUUAAGACCAAAAGUAAUAAAAACACCAGGAGGCCAGCGCCUACUUAAUCCACUUCAGCUGAACAACUUGGCACAAAUAUUACCAGGUAUAUCUAACUUAUAUCGCGCGUUACAAGAAAGGUAAUUAGAGCACUUAAGUGUCCUAAGGUUUGCUUCCAACUUUAUUUUUGUUACCUUAGUUGCUAAAUCCUGGUUUGACAGCAAAUUUCUUCAAUUUGAAGUUGUCGUAGCAGACUUUUUUCGGUAACGAAAGUUUUAACCAUCAAGAGCAAAAUGUUGUACUUCAAAACUUGCGGCAUCGCCUAUUUACGCCAAUUUCAAAGGCGCAUGAUUGAUUAGUUAAAAUUUAUCAGAUUUAACCAAUUAGCAGUAGGGCUGAUAAUACAUAAUCGGGCCCCAAAAAGUGUUGAAUUUAAGAGUCUUGUUCUCUUAAUCGAUGCAAUGAUGUAAUGGGAAACGGGAAUUUCCUAUUUCCGGUGCUCGUUCGCUGUUGCCGGUUUCCCUUUCAUAAACGGUCGUUUCUAUUUUUAACGGUCGAUGGAACAAAGCCUUUAUAGGCAUGAACUCAUAAUAGAUGUAAUAUAUCCCCUGGAUUAAUGAGCAAUUAAUGAAUGAGGCUGAGUAGGAUAUGAAGAAUUAAGCAGAUCGAGGAGGGUGUUAUCUACGGAGGCCGAAGGCCGUGGUGGAUAACACCCUCCUCGAUCUGCUUAAUUCUUCAUAUCCUACGAAAGCCGAAUUCAUUAAUUGCUUUAUUAUUCAUUCAAAAUAAUUCCUAGUUUAAAAAUAUAGCUGAAACAUGCUUACCUGCAUCGAUGUUAAAUUCAUCUUCGAUACUGUACGGCUAGGUUUGUCCAGCUCCGCAAAUAUUGCCAAAUAGCAGAUGUCGCCCUCCGAGUUUUCUUCUUGCUGUUUUUGCUAUGUUUUUAGUUAUUAUUUCGCCUAGUUCCAAUUGUAGUUCUUACUCUUGAAACGAGUGAAAUGUCCGCCAUUUUUUUCACAACUAAAACAACUCAGCCUCGUCCCCAGGUCUCCUCGGUUAACGGUGCCUUAACCUGUAGAGGGCUGCAUUUUUGACGUCAUUUCCGUGUUAAACACAAAAUUCUUCCAAAUUUGGUCAUCAGUAACUGGUUAUGGUGAAUUAUGCGUGUGCUUUUAGCCAAUCAAAAUUGGGGAAAUAUUUCGAAUGAAUAAUGACUUACAAUAAGGCACUGGAUAAUACAUUUGUGACUGGUCUUAGUAAGAAAGCAGGACGUUGAAGCCCAAGUUGAAUUUACGUUAAAAGUUUUGGAAAGGGCUAGUAGGGUCGCCUGCUACUGAUGUGUCAGUAAGAAAAAACGUUUGCUAGUUUAUAUACUUACAUUUUUCCCAAAUUUAAGCGGCUCGGUAUGGUAGUGUAGUGGUAAGGGAGAGAAAUUACGAUACGAAAGGUCCGGGUUCGAUCAUUGGUUGCGAUCUGUUUGUUAAAAAUGGCAGCGACCGUUUACGAAAGGUAAAUUUGCUUCGCAGUUCUCCGUUUACCCGGAAAAACGUUUUGAUCAAAAGGUUAAAAUAAAUAGAGAAGGAAAUAAAAAACACAGGCUAAAAAACCUAACUAAAGGUUGAUCAAGCGCUUCGAAGUUUGUAUUACUGAGAAGUUACUGAUAUCACAUUUAUAAGCAAGUAAUUUCAAACUGAGAAAAUGCUUAAAAAAGUUCCAUUAAAGAAGUUGACCAAUGAUAUCCCAGUGAGGUCCAAUAAACCGAUGCAAAAUGAUGGCUAUCCGGCUAAAAAACUAAGGUCAACAAAUUAAAAUAAACAAUAGUUUUAAGAAUACUGUUUUUUUUUAGAUAAAUUCCAUACCCAGGGUGAUCUUCUUUUUGUCUUGGAAUUGAUAAAAGGAAUUUUCUAUUAUAUUUCAGCGCCUGUGGAUAAUUCAAGAGAUAGGAAAUUCCAUCCCUCUCGACCACUCAGUAAGAGAAUACUUUCCCUUUAUACCUAUACACGUUAAAACAUUCUCGUGGCACUUGGUUUUUGGGGGUUUGAAAAAGUAUAAAGAAAUCCGACCACCCCCGCUCUACCCCCCUCCCCCCCCCCCACCAAAAAAAAGGUACGCUGUAAUUAUACAGUUGUCUGAAAAUAAGGAUUUGGUCACAAUACAGAGAGCGAAUCCGACCGCAAACUGCAGCAGUUAACUAGGACACAAGGACGGCAUUUUAUUUUCGGUUGUAACUCCUCAUGGCAAAAAUUAAAUACUGCUAAAAAAACAAGAAAUUAUGUCCCAAACAUAAUUACAUUUUUGCGUCGGGAUACCUGUUGUUAUCAGGCACUGGCUGCGUGAACUGGGUACUAGGGAACAUGUGAUCGAGGAUUGCUUUAUAGUACGUUGCGCAAAUACGAGGGCCCCUUUCUACCUCUACACCAUCGUGUGGCAAGUUAUCUGUUCAAAUUUUUCAGGCAAGUUCUUUUGCGUUUUUCUUUUUUGUCUGCAUGGAACAGCCGAGGGUUCUGAUUUUGGGUCACUCCUUUAUACGUAGGCUCCGGGAUUUUAUUAUUAGGAAUAGUCCCACAUAUAACCUUAAUUUAAACAUUAAAACCCCGGUUACAAUUCAUUGGCAUGGCGUUGGGGGUCGAACAAUCGAUAAGGUUAGGCGGUUUGAUUUAACCGAAGUAGCACGUUUUAAACCUGAUGUUGUAAUUUUACAAAUCGGUACUAACGACCUCACACGCCGUCGGUCCUCUCCAGCAUCUGUUGGCUCUGCCAUCGAGGAUUUGGUCUGUUUACUUCAUAAUGAGUACGGGGUUCGCUUAGUUUGUGUCGGUCAAACCGUUAAAAGGCACCCGGUUGGGGCGUUCAAUGCAAACGUACAAAUCCUGGCGCAGUACCUUCAAGGGGUCUUAGAACCGCUCCCCUUUGCCAUAUAUUGGACGCAUCGGGGAUUUUGGCGGGCUUCCCGUUCAUACUUGUNUUUAGUUCUCUCUCGGAAGGCGCUUAUUUCUUCCCCACCUUUUCCGAAGAGACAUUCAAUUACUUAAUUUUUUCCAUGUCACGUCACGCUCUGAUUAGUUUGUUAACCGUGGCGUGACUUUUUACUGUUAUAUUAAUAAAUACGUCACAAUAGUGGCCAAUUUUAUCCAACCAUACGAGUACAUUGUCUCUUCGUAAAACUAGUGCGACCCGGAGCUAAUUACCCCUCGACUACCUAAGUUUGCCAGAUUAGUAAAUCCCCAAUAUAUAACUUUCGGAAAGGUAUCGUGAUGUAAAAAUAUCUUUAUGUCGAAGCACAAAGGAAGCUCCAACUUAUAAUGUUAUUGGAGAAACUUUCAAUCAAAAGGAUGUUCUGGAACGAAGCAGCUCUGGGACAGUUCAGAUUAAAGCUAUAGCCCUACAUGGUAAUUGUAGCUAAGAAGGGACCUAGAAUCGUAACAAAGGCUUGUUUAUCUCUGACAGAUGGAUCAAGAAGAAUUUUUCACCCUCCAGGUCAGUAUCGAGCAAAAUUUUCAACACUUUUAACUUGCAAUAAGAUAUAGUUAUUCUGUAGUAUUUUGUGUGACAAAUGUCUGUGAAAUAAUGGAAUAAUGGGCAUCACCAGGGUUGUAUUUUUUUAUGAGUAUGGAAACUGGGUUAUAAAACAUUAAACGAAGUCAGUUUAAGGGCUAUUUCUAUUGGUAAACGUUAAGGCGCACAUUGGCAGAAAGGUCCACUCGACGGAGCUGAACCCGAAUUCUUUAAGAUAAAACACCCAAGAAUAUUACCACACUCUCUGGAUGGGAUGCGAUGACAUGGCAGGGUAACCCUCAGCGGUGUUCGCUGUACUGCAGGUGAAGGGCGAAUAUGUCAAGCAAAGUUUCAAAUGUGGGGAAAUAACACAACGUUAGUACUUGAGUUCUGGGUGUGAACUGCUCGACCACCUUUAAUUUCUGUUAGUUUAGGGUCAAAUUUGACGAGCUACGUGUAAAGUUAAAUUUAUCCUCAAACUAACAUCUUUUCUAAAGAUCAAAAGUAUAUAUGCUUUCGGUGUGGUUGUUGAGGCACAGCCUUUGAUAUCUAAGUAAACGAUUUUUCAGGUACUUGUAGCAGUGUAUCGUUAUCUGAAAGCAGGAGGAAAAAGUGUGUCCGCCAUGUAUAUUUCUUUAAAGUGCAAUUUACUCGUAAGCUAAUCCAGAAAAAAGCUUCCACUGUAAAAAUCCCAAAAUGGGUGAACUUUGCAAAAAUUUUCAGAUAUACUCAGUAUUUUGUCGUAAAACAGUCGAACAACCGAUUACUUAAAGCUUUUAGUCAAAAUAAAGCUGAGCAUCUUUUUUUCUUGCCAGGUUAUUUUAGUAUCGGUUGCUGGAGAGACCAGCCUGAGAGGGCUUUACCAAGCCUGGAGGGAAUAUUUCCAAUGUUGGAUGGAAACGAUUACAAAGCCCGAAAACUUCCGAUAAAGAAAUGCGCCACAAUAGCCAGAGUUCAAGGAUUUCCAGCCUUUGCCUUAGAAAAUGGUGGUCAAUGUUUAGGUGGGAAGGAUAUUCUACAGACAUACAACAUGUAUGGGGCCUCUAGCGCGUGUCAGGCGGAUGGACGAGGAGGUCCCUGGAGUAUGGAGGUUUAUAAGUUCACAAGUAAGUUGUUUGUUAUGUGUGGACAGGAUAAAGCGAAUCCUGUGUUCUGAUUGGCUACCCGAACGGACAGAAUGGCUGUACCUUGCCCGCUAGGGAUUUCCGGCAUUGACCCCUAAGAAAAAGAAGUCUUUUUUAUCAUAUAAUCAUCUUUUAUUGGCCAAGCUUGUUCUGUCAAGAUGACUGGAUAUUCAGGAUCGUUUUUUUUUUUUUUUAGCAUUGUUAUUGACGGACGGAGACGGUCAGCAUCUAGCAAUCUUGAUUUUGAUUGAUCUUGUAUUGUGUAUGACGUGGCUCCAAAAUGCACAUUAUUUGAGUGUCAACGUAUUUAGCACGAAAUUACUAAUUGGGGACACUAUUUUUACCUCUCCUACCGGAGACGGAACCGCCAUUUUUCGUGGUCAUCCGAGCCACGGAAGGACUAGCCGCUUGCAGUGCAAAGGGAGUACCUUCAUUUCUCAGUUAUUUUAAGACCCUGAGUAUGGGUCUGGCCCCGGGAAUCGAAACCGCGACUUCAUGAGGGAUUGACUUAAUUUCGAACCUGCGGUAAAAUCACAAAGAAACGAGUGAUAAGUUAACAACCGACCGGGGGUUACAUUGUGGUCUGGAGAAUCGUGCUCUUUUUAUCUUUAAAUUGGGAAGGGCGGCAAUCCCGACGAGUUACGUUUGAAACCAUUGCCUCUUUAAUUACUGCUUAUAGUCAAAUUUAUGGUAUAAAGGUUCAUUUUCAUUUUGGCAUCAACUCAGUGAAAAUAACUUUGUUUUUCAUAUUUGUUUCCAGAACAUACACCAUCCCGUCGAGGUGGAAUUCCUCGCUUGAAAAUCGUAAACUCUCCACUGGGUAGAAAACAUUAA
Molecule: messenger RNA, 21501 nt
Organism: Porites evermanni
Lineage: Eukaryota; Metazoa; Cnidaria; Anthozoa; Scleractinia; Poritidae
Source: the annotation of a GenBank genome assembly